AUGAUAAGACUUGAAAUUUCGGUGGAAGCAAUGAAAAAGGAAAUUGAAGAGUCACAGAACCUAGUAACGACAACUCUUAGUAAUCUACAGACAGAAAGAAGCACAUGGGAGAAGACACUACUGACUAUGAAAGACGCAAGCAUUACAGCAUUAGACACUGCCAUUCAAGAGACAAAAACACAAGUUCAAGAGGAACUAAACGUACUAGCGGCAGAGAAAGAAAGAUGGAAUAAAGAACUAAAGGAGUGCGUGAAAAUGCCAGAGGUCGUUUUAUUCUCUGCAAGACGUCCCAAACAUAACACACUAACAAGCGGACAAACAGUGAUUUUCACAGAGAUCAUCUUAAAUAAAGGCGAAGCUUACAACAAAGAAAAUGGUGUAUUUACCGCUCCUUAUACUGGCGCAUAUACGUUUACUGUACAAUUCUGUGUGUAUCCUGGAAAGAAUGUUGAUUUUGCUUUCAUGGCCAAUGACACGCCUUUUAAGAUAACACGGAUACAUAGACACAGUAGUGGUUAUUUUGCCUGCCGCAGUUUUGAUGCCAUGACCAUUGUUAAUAAGAAUGAGAUUGUGAAAAUUAAGAUUGUAUCCUGUAGUUCGGAAAUCAUACUGAGUGAGAGCAAUACACAUCAUUGGAACACAUUCUCAGGUCGUUUUAUUCAAGCGAUUUAG
This is a messenger RNA of Mercenaria mercenaria, 672 nucleotides long. RefSeq lists its product as uncharacterized. The record is from RefSeq and is a predicted model, not a curated record. The transcript has 2 exons. Gene Ontology annotation, molecular function: protein binding. NCBI's taxonomy places the organism in Eukaryota, Metazoa, Mollusca, Bivalvia, Venerida, Veneridae. Bases 1 to 672 code for a protein of 223 amino acids.